UUCACCUUUCAUGUGAUGAUAUUAAUAUAAAGUGACUUCAUAAACGUGUUAGAAAUAACUUUACUAAGAUAGAUGCUCACACAACACUAAACAGUGGAAACAAAACCAGCAAACCCAUGUUUGAAUUUUGACAAACAAAGUUUAACCACUUUCCCGGCUAAAUCCCCAACCGGAGCUACCGAAAUGUCCAAAAUACCCCUCCCCGUGCUGAAACUUCCACUCUAUUUGUUCCUCUUGCUCGCCAUCACGGUGCCCUUUCAAGUAAUUUCGCAAGCAACAACCACCGAGGAAACAGUCCUACUCACCCUGAAACACCAACUGGGUGAUCCACCGUCGCUCCAGUCAUGGAAACAGUCACCAUCCUCGCCGUGCGACUGGCCGGAGAUUCUCUGCACCGCCGGCGCCGUCACGGAGCUCCUCCUCCCAAGCAAAAACAUCACACAGACGAGUCUCCCAGCCACAAUCUGCGACCUCAAAAACCUCACCAAGCUAGACCUCUCCAACAACUCCAUCGCCGGCGAGUUCCCGACGUCGCUGUACAACUGCUCCAGCCUCCAGUACCUCGACCUCUCCCAGAACUACCUCGCCGGCGUGAUCCCUGACGACAUCAACCGCCUCAAAACCCUGACGUACCUCAACCUCGCCGGAAACAGCUUCACCGGCGACGUCCCAGCAGCGAUCGGGAAACUCCCGGAGCUUCGAACUCUUCACCUGUAUCAGAACAACUUCAACGGAACACUCCCGAAGGAGAUUGGGGAUUUGUCCAACCUUGAAACGCUGGGUUUGGCUUAUAACUGGAGACUCACACCCAUGGCGAUACCCUUCGAGUUCGGGAACCUGAAGAACCUUCGUUUCAUGUGGAUGAAACAGUGUAACCUGAUCGGGGAGAUUCCCGAAAGCUUCGUGAAUCUCACGAGCCUCGAACAGUUGGAUUUGUCUGUGAACAAUUUGACAGGAAGCAUUCCUAGUUCUCUGUUUUCGUUCAAGAAUCUCAAGUUUCUGUACCUGUUUCGUAAUAGGUUGUCAGGGGUGAUACCCAGUUCGGUGAAAGCGUUGAAUUUGACUGAUAUAGAUUUGGCUAUGAACAAUUUAACAGGUUCCAUACCCCAAGAGUUUGGGAAGUUGAAGAAUUUGACUAUGUUGCACUUGUAUUUGAAUCAAUUCUCUGGUGAGAUUCCUAGUAGUUUAGGCUUAAUCCCAAGUCUAAGGAACUUCAGGGUUUUUGGGAACAAGUUGAGUGGAACUUUGCCUCCAAAACUAGGCUUGUAUUCAAACCUUGUAUCUUUUGAAGUUUCUGACAAUGAACUAGUUGGUGGGUUGCCAGAGAAUUUGUGUGCUGGUGGUGUUUUGAUGGGUUUGAUUGCUUUUUCAAACAAUCUCAGUGGGAACUUGCCUAGAUGGCUUGAGGAUUGUGCUUCUCUUACCACAGUUCAGCUUUACAAUAACAAGUUUUCAGGGGAGGUUCCUUUGGGUUUGUGGAAUUUGAGGAGACUGCAAACCUUGAUGUUAAGCAACAACUCCUUUUCUGGGAAGCUUCCAAGUGAAUUGUCUUCGAAUGUUUCGAGACUUGAGAUCAGAAACAACAACUUCUCAGGUCAGAUAUCUCUUGGAAUUUCAUCAGCUGUGAAUUUAGUAGUUUUUGAUGCAAGAAACAACAUGAUUUCGGGUGAAAUUCCAAGGGAAUUGACAAGUCUUUCAAAACUCACUACCCUCAUGCUUGAUGGUAAUCAAAUUUCUGGUCCACUUCCUUCAAAGAUCAUUUCAUGGCAAUCACUGAAUACUAUGUCCCUCUCAAGGAACAAGCUUUCUGGCCGAAUCCCCGUAGCUAUCGCGAGUCUUCCUAACCUUGUUUACUUGGACUUGUCUGAGAAUGAAAUCUCUGGUGUAAUCCCAACUCAGGUUGCCAAAUUGAGGUUUGUUUUUCUCAACUUGUCCUCCAACAACCUUUCUGGUAACAUCCCUGAUGAGUUUGAUAACCUUGCAUAUGAAAGCAGUUUCUUGAACAAUUCCCAUCUAUGUGCUCACAACCAAAGACUCAACCUUUCAAACUGCUUGGCCAAAACCUCACCACCCUCCAGCAAUUCCUCUUCCAAAUUCCUUUCCCUGAUUCUCUCUGUCACCUCCAUUGUGUUACUGAUCCUUGCCUCCUUGGCCUUGUACACUUUGAAAAAGCAAUGUGGCAAAAAGCAAUUAAGGCCAAAGAUAUCAACAUGGAGGCUUACCUCAUUCCAGAGGUUUGAUCUCACAGAAAUAAAUCUCUUCUCAAGUUUAACAGAAAACAACCUCAUAGGAAGUGGAGGAUUUGGGAAAGUCUACCGGAUUGCUUCAGAUCAUUCCGGCGAGUAUGUUGCGGUGAAAAAGCUUUGGAACAGCAAAGAUGUCGAUGACAAGCUGGAGAAAGAGUUUAUGGCUGAGGUGGAGACCCUGGGCCACAUUCGGCAUUCCAAUGUGGUGAAGCUUCUGUGUUGUUAUUCAAGUGAGAACUCCAAGAUUCUUGUUUAUGAAUACAUGGAAAACCAGAGCCUGGACAAAUGGCUUCAUAGGAAGAAGAAAACAUCAUCAAUUACUGAGUUGAGUUCACCCAACAAGAAUCAUCUGGUGUUGAGUUGGCCUACGAGAUUGAAGAUUGCCAUCGGAGCUGCACAAGGUCUGUGUUAUAUGCACCACGAAUGCUCACCGCGAAUCAUCCACAGAGAUGUCAAGUCCAGUAAUAUACUGCUAGACUCAGAGUUCAAGGCUUGUAUAGCAGAUUUUGGGCUAGCUAAGAUAUUGACAAAGCCAGGGGAGCUACACUCCAUGUCUGCUCUAGCAGGGUCUUUUGGCUACAUUCCACCAGAAUAUGCUUACUCAACUAAGAUUAACGAGAAGGUUGAUGUAUACAGCUUUGGAGUUGUACUUCUAGAGCUUGUAACGGGAAGAGAGCCUAACAACGCAGGCGAGCAUGGAGGCAGCCUUGUUGAUUGGGUAUGGCAGCAUUUCAGUGAAGGGAAGUGCCUUAGUGGUGCCUUUGAUGAGGGUAUCAAAGAAACACGUCAUGCAGAAGAGAUGACCACCGUCGUCAAAUUAGGCCUGAUGUGCACAAGUUCAUUACCCUCAACUAGGCCUUCCAUGAAGGAGGUUUUGCAAGUUCUUCGUCAGUCUUGUUCUCAUGGUUCAGCUCAUAAAAGAGUAGCAACUGAGUUUGACAUCACCCCUCUUCUUGGGGAUACGAGGUACAUUACUAGUUAUAAGGAUAGCAGGGUGGUAAGUGAAAAUGAAGAUACCUGCUUGUAUAGUGUGUGACAGCAGUGUUACCCCAUAAAGAAUAAUUUCAAUGUAGUGUAAGUAUGUACUGAUAUCAUCUCCAAAGGAAAUCAUUGAAGUAUUAUACUAAAAAUAUGCUUAAGGUUUGGAUAUAA
Lotus japonicus is the source of this 3398-nucleotide messenger RNA. RefSeq names its product receptor-like protein kinase HSL1. Gene Ontology annotation, molecular function: ATP binding; protein binding; protein kinase activity. NCBI's taxonomy places the organism in Eukaryota, Viridiplantae, Streptophyta, Magnoliopsida, Fabales, Fabaceae. The record is from RefSeq and is a predicted model, not a curated record. Gene Ontology annotation, biological process: protein phosphorylation. The transcript is spliced from 2 exons. The coding region runs from base 184 to 3282 and encodes 1032 amino acids.